UCCCAGGAGCAGACGACAUCGUCGAUGAAUUUAUUUUGUAAUCGCGAUCAGUUGGGUGCCACUCUGAUAAAGAUCGGUAAUGCAUUGUUAUUCGCGAGCUGCUCUUCCUUCCCGCGAAGCCAUUCUGGUUUUCUCCAACAUGUCCAAGCCGCUAAUGGCAUUCAUUAUAAAAUUUUAUUAGCGUUAGUUAUUUGAAGAGAGAAGGCCGGGGAGAGAGAUCAAGAAACGAAAAACUGUCGAUAAGACACGAUAUCGCACCGCAUCCUACAUUCGACUGAAUCUUGUGCACGCGCACGUGAUCUGAUCAUAAUGCUUUAGUUUCCUUGAUUGUGAGCAGUCUUACACAAGCAUUGUAUACGAGGCUCUCAAACUCAGCGACGCCGGGAUUCAACGAAAGUAUCCACUUAUGUGACAUCUAUUACAAGAUCGAUAAAAACUACAGAAACAGAAAGCUGUGUCUGCCCACAGCCGAAUAGUAAUAUCGGUCUACGAUUUCAAGGCGAGCAAUCAUUAGUUAAUCUGUCAAGAUGGCCUCUCCGGAAGGAGGAGGAGGGGGGCUAACACCUUUUGAACACCAGGCAAUGGGCGUGGUCCUUUCACUCGAAGGAGUAUUGGGUAUCACAGCUUCUCUCUACAUUCUGAUAUCACUGUUUAACAGCAAGGGACGUGAUCCUACACAGAAGUCAUUGCGAACCAGCCUGGCUCUAGGCGACUUGGCUAUCGGCAUCAUGAGCCCUGUGGUUGCGGUGUCAAGUUUCUCCGAGGAGUGGGUUUAUGGUUCGAGCGGGUGCCAGUUCUAUGGAUUUGUGGCCAACCUCUUCGGCUUGAUCAGCAUCUGGAGUUUGGUUGCCAUGGUGCUUCAUCACUAUCAGAGCUCCAAGGUGGGAGCCAAACGAGAUGAAAUCAACCGCCGAUAUUCCAUGACCAUCGCCCUCAUCUGGGGCGGGGCGUUCUUCUGGUCGGCAACGCCCCUCCCAUUCGUGGGUUGGGGGCGAUACGUGGUUGAACCAUUCGGGACCGGCUGCCUCCUUGACUUCGCUGAUCGCAGUCCUAGCUAUUUCCUUUACUUGGUUGGAUUUGCAACUCUUGGACUCGCCUUCCCCGUCGCUCUUCUCAUCUCACGGGGUCUCAACUACGAAAAGGUCCCAAUCGAAUCAGUUAUUGCUUGCUGGAAGGCCGUUCUUGUUCUUUGCUUCUACUGGGGUUGUUACGGUCUCGUGGCCGUCGCGACGGCCCUGUCGGGUCCUGGUCGAAUCUCUGUUCGUCUCUUCGCCAUCGCCCCUCUCCUCGCCAAGACUUGCCCGAUCGUCAACGCGGUCCUGUUCGGUGAUUCGAUGAAUUAUUUGGAAGAGGCAACGACGACCAAAGAGCAGAAGAAACACUGAAUACAGUAGCAGCGACGAGAUCAAACCCCUUAUCGUAGCGAUGUUCAUAGUUGUUUGUCCUUCUUUGGUUCUUCUUAGGUGCAGGGGUUCGUUCCUUCAUUGUCAUCCCCCCUUAUUAUGAAAGAGUGUUCGUUUAUACUUAUCAGAUAAAUUUAACAGUUUUGUCCCAUUUAUUGACUGAGAACCUCGUUUUUGUUCAAGUUGUCAGAACACACUGUGAAAAACAUUGGGUACAAUUUUUUACCACCACGAGGGUAAUUAUGUGUCCAACCAAUUUGGGGCAGUAUUUUACCCAAUGCGGGAAGCAUAUUGUCCAGUAAGGUUAAAAAAUAAGCAGCAAUUAAGAAUGGGCAAAACUUUCAUCACACUGGAUAAUAAAGAAAUGCCAAAUGUUGAAUGGACACAUAAUUACCCUCAUUCUUUAAAAAUUGUAGUUUUUAAGGGUGACACACUUUGGGGAAAUUUAUUCAGAGAUUUGUUCCCCUCUCAAAUACUAAGUCCGCCCAUUUAAUCAAGGAGCAUGAAUGGCUCUUGUGUUUAAAAAAAGGUAUUAUUGUGUCUCAGUAUAGUCACACCAAUGAGUAUUACGCAGAAUUUUAAUAAUAAUAGUAUUAUAGGUUCAGUAUGUGUUAAGGCGACCGCACACCUUACGACUGGUCUGCGACCCGAUUUUGGAACAAAUCGCAUUUUGCUCAUUUUCUGAAGAUGUGAAUGGAACAUAUCAUUUUAUUUGAGUUUAAAAUUAAUUGAAAUAAUAAUAUAACCAUUUUGAAAGAUUGCAAGCCCUUAUUUCGGAGUAAGGUCCAAAUUAGUUUCAAAUCGUAGCCAAUCGUACGACUGCUAUGACGUCAUUACGACUAGAUAUUAAAUUUGCUUUUAUUCUAAGAAGGAUGAUAUAGUCACAAAUUUGAUCAUAUAGGUAUUCGUACGAUGAUUUAGAACAUUACACAGUAAGAUAUUCCAAGUCUCCGAUAUUAGCAUCAACUUCUACUACGUUUUAUUCUAAAAUCGGGUCGAAGACCAGUCGUAAGGUGUGCGGUCGCCAUUAAAUGUUAAUAAGUAUGAUAUUGUAUAUGCUUUUGUGUUUUAUAUGUCUUAUGUUGUACAUGUAUUUAUUAUUGUGAUUGUGGCAGAUCGCCCCCGCCCCCCGAUAAUUAUUAUAUGCUCACAUUACAUUUUGAUAGGGGACCUAUAUUUCUAAUGUACUGAUGAUAUUAAUACGAUCUUUCUGAGAUGUGGAGUGAAUCUGUAAAAUGGAAAAGUACUUAUUCAUUAGAAAUAUAUGAGGUAAUAUAUAGUAAAGGUGACUAGACCAAGAGGGGGGUUUAGAUUUCUAAUAUUUUAUGUACAAAUGGAAAUAUUAAGUAGGGCCAAUUUACAUGCAUACACACAAAUACACACUUUAUCAGUGUGGAAUGAAGGCGAAGCCGAAAAGAUGACUUGAAUAGAACAGUGACCCCUUUAUCAUUACUUAAUAAGUCAUACUUAUUAUAUUGCAAAAAGUGGUAAGAUUUUGAUACUUUGAGUUUUGUAACUGGUUGCUUGCUUACAAGCAUUCAUGCUUUCUUAGCAAUCAGGUUAAAAAUCACUACCAAUUAUCUCCAACUCUGAUGACCCGUAUACAUGCUAUAGGCGGUAACUUAUUGUACAUGUUGCAAGGCGAUAUAACUGAUAUAAGUUUGAUGUAAUUGUUACCGUCAUAAGUGUCUGAUCUGAGAUCGUUAAGUAACUGUUAUAUUCAAGAUAGGUUUCACGCAGUGAUAUUGUUAAAUGUUGAUUUGUAUUGUUGAAGUGGUUUGGCAGAAUCUUUGAUUUCAUCAAUUUAACAUUUCUUUAUGUACCCAAAGCGCCAUUAUGUUUUUGUAUUGAGGGAAGUGUUUCAUCUUACAUUAAUUUAUGUCCGACAAGUUGUCAGAUCUGACAACAUUCCUUGAUUCUGAUCGGCUGCUGAAAGGCACUGUUACCAUGACAACUUUCGGAUAAAAUGGGACCUGUCCGAUAAAAUGUGUGAAAAGUCGGACGCUCCAUGUAGGCAUACUAAUGCAUGCUAAAUUGUUUACAACAAUUUAUUACGAUAUAGUAAUAGGCCGCUAAAUAACGUAAUUUUAUUUCAAAAUUACUUUUGGUUAUUUUCAGUUUGAUUAAAAUGUAAUCAUCUUGAUUUGAUCACAAUGAA
Molecule: messenger RNA, 3561 nt
Organism: Lytechinus pictus (painted urchin)
Lineage: Eukaryota; Metazoa; Echinodermata; Echinoidea; Temnopleuroida; Toxopneustidae
Product: RPE-retinal G protein-coupled receptor-like
Exons: 6
Coding region: 528-1385 (285 amino acids)
Biological process (GO): G protein-coupled receptor signaling pathway; phototransduction; cellular response to light stimulus
Cellular component (GO): plasma membrane
Molecular function (GO): G protein-coupled photoreceptor activity
Source: RefSeq, a predicted model, not a curated record